GUAGCAAUGACGGUAUGACUGGGUAUUCAGAUGGUUUUGGAGACAUGACUGAGAUUGGCUGCAAAUCUCACACCGUCGAUCUAUUGGUCCUUUUCAGAAUUUCCGAUACCUUCAGCCAACGUUCCUGGACAAGUGGCUCCUGCCUCAUAACCUCGGCUACCAGUUCUGUCCGCGUCCAUGAAGUGUGGGUUUCUGGGCAGUCAAGGCCCGCAAGCCACUUGAUGACCACGAAGAAAUCGUCAUCCUUCAGCUUUCGCGCGCCCCAUCUGUGCACGAGAAAGGAGAUGAUUGGCAGCACCGUGAUACCACGAACCCGAAGAGUGGGCGGCAUUAAGAAAUCGUGGACGGGUAUGCCAUCACGGCCCAAGACUACGCCUCGCUCGAGCCAGAACUUGAUUCCGUCAACAGGGCCGAUCUUCGGUGCAGGGGGGUGCGGAUUCCAGUCCUUCACGUACUCGAGGUAUACAUAGAUGGGCAUGGGCAUAAAGGCCUUAUUCUGGCUACCUCCGGACGCAAAGAUCAUGCCGCGCGCGUUGACAGAGGCACCGCGCUUG
Messenger RNA from Microdochium trichocladiopsis, 554 nucleotides. RefSeq lists its product as uncharacterized. The record is from RefSeq and is a predicted model, not a curated record. Bases 15 to 470 code for a protein of 151 amino acids. NCBI's taxonomy places the organism in Eukaryota, Fungi, Ascomycota, Sordariomycetes, Xylariales, Microdochiaceae. The transcript has a single exon.